This is a messenger RNA of Strongylus vulgaris, 309 nucleotides long. The record is from the annotation of a GenBank genome assembly. Lineage: Eukaryota; Metazoa; Nematoda; Chromadorea; Rhabditida; Strongylidae.
AUGCGAGUACGACGACGUUUCCCAACGUUAGACACUAUAGUCGCUGCAGGUUUUUUAAUGCCCCAUGAAAAAGAGAUUCUCGAAUCGUACAAGGAUAAAGCAAACACUCCCAAAUACUGGAUUCCAGCCAAUUGGGCACUUACAAUGACAUACCAGGCUUGGAAAGAUGGCCACAUUGAAAAUGCUUAUUACAAAUGUGUACUUCAGGAAGAGAUCAAGAAGUGGCGCACUAACUUGGAGUGGGUCUUCAACUAUGACUGGGUGCCACUUCCUUUAAUGUAUCCUCAGGUGCGCACUACAUGGCAAUAA